AUCAAUCAUGUCGACAAUUUACCCAACUUUACCUCGUUUGUCAGUGAAAGAAAGCUUCGAUGAUGAUGAGCUGACAGAUAUUGACGACGAAGUGUUUAUAAGAGACGGAAAAACAGGUGGUGGAUUCAAAUCACAAGAUGAAGGUGUCAAAAGACCGCUGAUGGCACCAAGGAAGAAGCCUAAAACCAGUUUUGAGAGUCAAAAAUUACCAUUGCGAGCUCUAUUACUGCCACUAUGUUACGGCAUUAUGGCUUUGGUUCUUUUACUAGGACUGAUAAUGCUCUGCGUUGUUACAGUUAACAUUUUUCCGGUACCAUUUACGAUGAUAAAAAAUUUAUUUCCACCCAAAGAAAACACUGGGCUCAAUUCAACUGAUGAAGUUCUUCCUUGCACAUCGUUGUCUUCGAGCAUCAUCUGGGUGAGGACGUUGCCGAAACUGACAUCAGAAGCACCCUUAAGAAGUGUUGAUGUCGAUGGUGACGGUGUCGAGGACAUAAUCGUCGGCUUCAGCACAGGCUUGGAUACUCUUGAUGCACCAGAAUUCCUUUGCAAUCUUUAUUUCAAGGGCCAGACUCCAUGUCUGGGAGGCGUAAAAGCUCUGGAUGGCAGAACAGGCGAAACAAUGUGGACUCACUGGACCGAACACGCGAUAUUUUCAAUAGAUUGUGCGUUUGAUAUAACUGACGACAAAACUAAAGACUGCAUAAUAACAGGACGUGGUGGAAUUCUCCACGCCGUUGACGGGCAAGACGGGGCUGCUAUUUGGGAAGUCUCGAACAAAGAAUUCCCUGCCAGUGUCAUGGAACCGGAAAUAAUACUAAAUGUUUAUGAUGCACGUUAUAUGACGGAUAUCGAUGGUGAUGGUAUUGUUGAUGUAAUUGUCGCACACACUACUCAAACAGGUACCUUACGCUCCAGUGAAAUCAUCAUGCUUUCUGGAAAAACUGGUACUGUCAUAAAAACAAUAGACUUUUCAAAAAAUGAACAAUUAUUUAUUGCGCCCCAGACUUUAGUACAUCCGGAUGGUGAAGUUAUGUACUUGUUAGCUGCUUCUACACCAGAGCAGUCAGGUGGACUUUACAUUGUCUCACAUUCUAAUUUAUUGUAUGGAAAAAUGAAUUUGAAAACAUUGCAGUAUGGAAAAGGCAAAGGAGUAUUAUUAGCACCAAUAUUAGUUGACAUAACAUUAGACGGUACUGCUGACAUAAUUGUAUCGUCUCUGGAUUCAAAAGUACGAGCAUACAAUGGUCGUACUUUUGAAUUAAUUUGGAACUACACAGUACCUGAUUCUGAAAUUAUAAGUAUACCAAUUCCCGGUUACUACAACGAUGAUGAAGUUCCUGAUAUAAUGAUAAAACAUCAAGUUGGGCCUGGUUUCCCAGUUUAUUAUUACUCAGUCUCGACAAUUUUGGAUGGAAAAACUGGCAAACCGCUCCUGGAACAACCUAUUAAAGAUAGCGGCAAUGGACAAAUGUCUGGCUUAUCGUUAUCCGUCGAUGGCCCUGGUAAUGACUGGUUUUUGUACUGGUCAGCAAACUGCGUAGACCACAAUAAUGUCGAUGAGAAAUAUCGGUUCCUCAAGGGACAAACACUGUUAUCACAAAGCCGGGCUAAUUUAUGCAAAUUGCGAUUUAACACAACAUUAAAUACACGGCUGUUGGCGAUGAGCCAACACAUAGGUCCUCCCGGUCAGUCGUUGUAUUUUUCCGAGGACUGGAAAUCUGUUGAAUUAAAUAAUUCUAUCGAUGCAAGGCAUGAAACAGAGGAGUAUCUCAAUAAUUUACCUUCGCAAAUGGAGAUGAAUAACGCCAUGGAAAAUGGACCUAUGGUUUCACAGCGUUCUGCUAAACCUAGAGUAAAUACACAAGAAAGAAUUGAAGAUGAGAGAAUAAUUAAUAAUUAUCCGAAUAUGGAAAGUAAUCUCGAAGGUAAAGGACCCAAUGAAAUAAAUUAUCUAGUGAAUAACAACAAUGAUGAUAAUAGUAAUAAUAAUAACAAUAAUAAUAAUAAUAAUAAUAAUAAUAAUAAUAAUAAUAAUAAUAAUGAGAAAGAAAUAAUUGAAAAUUAUCCAGCGUACAAUGAUUUGUCAGAAUACAAGACAAAAGUAUCUAAUGACUUCCCGGGGGAAAUGGAGUGGAGUAAUUCUAACAAUAACGACUGGAAUAAUUUACCAAUGGAGAUGCGAUAUGAACGCAAUGACCCGAAUUCUCAGCAAUCAAAGCGACGACGUAAACGUAAUAAUAAAAUUGCUGAUUCUGCAAGAAGAAAACGUAACAUUAAUAUUAAUGUCAAUAAUAAUAAUAAUAAUAAUAAUAAUAAUAAUGAAAAUAAAAACUAUGAAGGUAUUGAUCAAAGCAUACAAAGACAACCACCAACAGGAUUACUUUUGCCGUCUUUGAUUAAAAAUCCGAAGACUACGUCGAUAGAUCUUGUGUUCUCAACAUAUUGGUUACCACCGUCAGAAGUCUCUCUUGUUUUACUUCAGCAAGACCUCGAGUGUAUCCAUCUAAAAGAAGAGUCAGCUAGGCGUAAAUUAGAACCAUAUGAACGGGAAAAUAUUAUCGCUGAUUGUUUAUCCAACAGGGGAGUUAACUAUAAACUAUACCGCGAAGGCUUAGAUCGUGAAAAUGUUAAAUUUGCUCUCGGGCAAAUGACAAUUUAUAGAAUGAAGCUCGAAUGCGUUUGCCCGGAAGAUUUAUUACCUGGACAGAGAUGUAAUAAUAUUUCUAAGACACAAAGUUGGCCUGCACAUUUAGGUCGCAAUGGCGAUGGAUAUUUUCGGCCGUUUGUUAAACCUAACACG
This is a messenger RNA of Cotesia congregata, 2803 nucleotides long. NCBI's taxonomy places the organism in Eukaryota, Metazoa, Arthropoda, Insecta, Hymenoptera, Braconidae. The record is from the annotation of a GenBank genome assembly.